This is a messenger RNA of Sorex araneus (European shrew), 2568 nucleotides long. It is a transcript of the gene FGFRL1, whose product is annotated as fibroblast growth factor receptor like 1. Bases 164 to 1654 code for a protein of 496 amino acids. Gene Ontology annotation, molecular function: fibroblast growth factor binding; fibroblast growth factor receptor activity. The record is from RefSeq and is a predicted model, not a curated record. NCBI's taxonomy places the organism in Eukaryota, Metazoa, Chordata, Mammalia, Eulipotyphla, Soricidae. The transcript has 7 exons. Gene Ontology annotation, cellular component: plasma membrane.
CCGGCCCGCCCCGCCGCCGGCCCCCGCGCCGCGCCCCGGUCGCGGCCCGCACCAGGUAGCGCCGCCCCGAGCGCGUCCGAGGCCGGCCGGGCACGGGGCGGUGAUGAGCGCGGAGCGCGCCCCGCGGGCCCGGCCCUGAGCCCCGCCGAGGUCCGCGAGCGACAUGACGCCGCGCCCCGCGUUGCUGCUGCUGCUGCCAGCGCUGCUGCUGGGGGGGCCCCCGCCGGCCGCCGCUGCCCGAGGCCCCCCGAGGAUGUCCGACAAGGUGGUCCCGCGGCAGGUGGCUCGCCUGGGCCGCACCCUGCGGCUGCAGUGCCCGGUGGAGGGGGACCCGCCGCCGCUGACCAUGUGGACCAAGGACGGACGCACCAUCCACGGUGGCUGGAACCGCUUCCGCGUGCUGCCCCAGGGUCUGCGGGUGAAGGAGGUGGAGCGUGACGACGCUGGCAGCUACGUAUGCAAGGCCACCAAUGGCUUCGGCAGCCUCACGGUCAACUAUACCCUCGUCGUCCUGGAUGACACCAGCCCGGGGAGGGGGCACUCCAGACAUGACGACCCUUCGGGUGGGCAGGAGGAUGCAACGAGCACACAGUGGGCACGGCCUCGCUUCACGCAGCCCUCCAAGAUGAGGCGCCGGGUGAUCGCGCGCCCGGUCGGUAGCUCCGUGCGGCUCAAGUGUGCCGCCAGCGGGCACCCACGACCCGACAUCAUGUGGCUGAAGGACGACCAGGCCUUGACCCGUCCAGAGACCAGCGAGCACCGGAGGAAGAAGUGGACCCUGAGUCUCAAGAAUCUGCGUCCUGAGGACAGUGGAAAGUACACGUGCAGAGUGUCCAACCGGGCUGGCGCCAUCAACGCCACCUACAAGGUGGACGUGAUCCAGAGGACGCGCUCCAAGCCUGUCCUCACGGGCACGCACCCUGUGAACACGACAGUAGACUUUGGAGGCACCACAUCUUUCCAGUGCAAAGUGCGGAGUGACGUGAAGCCGGUGAUCCAGUGGCUGAAGCGUGUGGAGUACGGAGCUGAGGGCCGCUACAACUCUACCAUUGACGUGGGCGGCCAGAAGUUUGUGGUGCUGCCCACUGGUGACGUGUGGUCCCGGCCCGAUGGCUCCUACCUCAACAAGCUGCUUAUCGCACGCGCCCGCCAGGACGACGCAGGCAUGUACAUCUGCCUGGGCGCCAACACCAUGGGCUACAGCUUCCGCAGCGCCUUCCUCACCGUGCUGCCAGCAGACCCAAAGCCACCGGGACCCGCUGUGGCUCCAUCGCCCUCCAUCACUAGCCUGCCAUGGCCCGUGGUCAUUGGCAUCCCUGCUGGCGCCGUCUUCAUCCUGGGCACGGUGCUGCUGUGGUUCUACCAGGUGAAGAAGAAGCCCUGCACACCUGCGCCUGUGCACCGCCCACCUGCAGCCCCCCGCACCCGGGCUGGGGACAAGGACCUGCCAGUGCCGCCUGCGGGGGGCCUGUGUGAGGAGUUGGCGUCCCCAGUGGCCCCCCAGCACCUUCUGGGCCCGGGCUCAGCCACAGGCCCCAAGCUGUACCCCAAACUCUACACAGACGUGCACACACACACACACUCACACACGCACACACACUCACAUAUGGAGGGGAAGGGGCCGCAGCACCUACACAUCCACUACCAGUGCUAGGGAUCUUGGGUCUCUGCUCCAGGACACACCCAGCUUGGAGGGUGGCCAGCUCCCAGGGGCCCUGGGUGAGGCAUCCAUGUGGGAGGACACACCUCCAGAUACCAGGACACUGCAGGUGUGUGCAUAGCAAUACAGAUAGCCCAGUACGGAUACAGUCACACCAGACUCCUCAUAACACACAGACACCACACCGCACAGUCACUCUCAGACACACCAUCAAAUACACAGACACUGCAUCACACAGACAUUCCACCACACACUCACACAUGGAUACUAUGUCACACUCACGGACCCCCAUCACACACAUACCCCAUCACACACAGUCACACAUGGACACUGUCACACACACAUGGACACCCCACCACACAUACACAUGGACACUGUGUCACACACAUAGCCCUUGGCCCAGGUGCCUGAGUACAGCUGUGGCACAGAUCCGUGUUGAAGGUUUUGCAGUGUGCAUGUAGUGGUGCACGAUGCCAUGAAGGAACCCCAGGCCUCAGGAGGGUGUGGGGGCCUGUCACCCCUCCUACAGAAGGCCAGAGAAGCACCCAGCUGAGAAAGUCUGGAUCUGCACCCCCAUCUCCCUGCCCUCAGUGGGCUGUGCUGUUCUUGCCACCAGACUCGGGAAGCCUGGGUGUGAGGUGCGUCCUUGAAGCAGGAGGUGGUGAAGGGUGACCCCCACUGCCAGAGAAAGGGGUCCUGGAUAUUUAUAUGUAAGAAAUAAAGAUAAUAAUAUUAAUGAUGAGGGGGGCUGGUCCACAGAUUGGCCUCCCCAGGGCCCCAAACCCUCCUGGCCUUGCGGCCAUGUUGGACAUCCGGGGUCCACACCUCUGUAAUUUUAUAGAGUUUGAGCUGAAGCUUCGUAUAUUUAAUUUAUUUUGUUAAACAAGAAGUGCAUCCUUUCCCUCCAA